AUGAGAAAGGAUACACCAGGUUUUGAAUCCAUUCCUGGGAUGUUGAAAGCUAAAGAUCUGCUGUUACCUGAGCCAAAUGGAACAAGAUAUCUGGCUUCCGCUCAUUGGAAGGCAAUUAUGAACGCUACUAGGAAGCUCAAAGAAGGACACACCCAUACAAAUGCUGCCGAAAGUACAGAUGUGUCUGAUCGAAUUUCGCAAGGGCCAUUCUUGCUUUUGGGAUUGUCAACAAAAAUCAGUACCACAGACCUCCUUGCAGAAUUACCGAGUCGCCAGACUAUUGAUGUGCUCAUAUCGAGAUAUUUCAACUCAAGAGAGCCAUCACUAAUUUUUAUCCAUGGCCCGGCCUUCAGAGACGAGUGCAAUGAAUUCUGGAAGAUGCCAACAAAAGUCUCUCCAGCCUGGUUGGCGCUUCUCUACGGCGUCAUUUCGUGUGCGGUAUGGAUCGGCCACAUCACCGACAUGAGUACUUCAGGGAUAAAUUCCCAGGAACCUGAGCUUUUUAGACUGUACCGCAAGCAAUGUGCUUUAUGUCUCACUGCCUCAAACUACACAGUUCCAGGCCGUUACAAAGUGGAGGGACUUGCUCUCUACUUUGGGCUUGAAUAUCUCACCAGCAGCAACUUGAAGACAAGCGUUUCUAUCCUGCUAGCAAUUUGUAUUCGACUGGCAAUCAUGAUGGGCUACCACCAUGAUGCCCAGUCCUAUUCACACAUCACGGUAUUUGAUGCGGAAAUGCGCCGACGAGUUUGGUUAUUCCUGCAGUCAACCGACUCUAUCGUGUCAUGGCAAACUGGGCUCCCUCGAGUUCUUUUCAGCAAGUUGGGCGACACUUGUUUCCCUCGGAAUCUCUUAGAUGAGGAUUUCGGGCCAAACACUGCAGAGCUACCACACCCACGACCUGAAAUAGAUCUGACUAGCGGAGUCGUCUAUAUGGUAGCUACUGAGCAGGUUCUGUCGGUCACCAGCGAGAUCACAGACAAAAUAUCAACCGGCACACUAUCCCAUGGGGAAACUGUUCGUCUCAGUCAAAAACUCGAAUCCACAAAAGCUCGAAUCCCAUAUCCAUUGCGGCUAUCACAGAUCACAGCUAGUAAAACAUGGAUCGAUAACGGCCUCAAGCUUCAACAAUAUACACUUGAAAUAACAAUCCAACGAGCCACGUGCAUUCUUCACCGACAAUACCUCUUAUCCAAUCGCUAUGAUGAAAAAUACGCAUAUCUUCGCAAUAAUUGCGUGGAUUCUGCGCGGAGAAUACUCAGCUGCCAAGCAGAUUUGUUCCAAGGUGCUUUUGAUCAAGCCUGGCGACAUUCAAGAGUCUGGUUUGGCGCUUCAAUAUCAAUCAGCAAUUGUCUCACAGCCGCCAUGGUCAUUUGCUUUGAGAUAAUUUACGUAUCGCAAGCGGAGAUGAUUCCUAAUGACACAUACCGUGCUGGUUUGAUUGACCUCCUCCGAAGUUCAUAUGAUACUUGGAAAGUCUUUCCCAGGACAUCAUUUGAAAUAUCUAUGGCUGCAGAUGCUAUAGCCACCAUGCUCAAACUUGUGGACUCAUAUGAUACCAAAGAUACACCUUUCACAUCCGUUUCUUCGGUAACCACUGGAUCCCAGAAGGACUAUGAGAAUGCCGAGAACAUUUCCAUUGACCGAGCGGAAGCUGUUACGCUCGGUCCAUUUUCUGAUAUGCCAAACGGCGACUCGGAGUUUGCAAUGUUCGAUUGGGGCCUUUGGGAUCGUGAAAUGUUGGAGAUUAAUAAUGUCAUUGCAAACCACAUUUCUUUUUGA
Messenger RNA from Penicillium nucicola, 1782 nucleotides. Its product is annotated as fungal specific transcription factor domain-containing protein. Gene Ontology annotation, cellular component: nucleus. The coding region runs from base 1 to 1782 and encodes 593 amino acids. The transcript has 5 exons. The record is from RefSeq and is a predicted model, not a curated record. Gene Ontology annotation, molecular function: zinc ion binding; DNA binding. NCBI's taxonomy places the organism in Eukaryota, Fungi, Ascomycota, Eurotiomycetes, Eurotiales, Aspergillaceae. Gene Ontology annotation, biological process: DNA-templated transcription.